UUCUCGUACCUUUUAUUAUAAAGUUAUACAUUCCACCCUUUUCUUUCCACAUUCAAUUUUACUUCUUCCCUCGUGUUUCAUGUUCUUGUAAUUUCAGGUUUUGUUGAAUAUCACAAAGCAUCAAUCUCAUGGCUUCGUAUGAUGAACAACAAGGAAAGCCUUUACCCAAGUUUGGGGAAUGGGAUGUAAAUGAUCCUGCCUCAGCUGAAGGAUUCACUGUUAUAUUCAACAAGGCCAGAGAUGAGAAAAAAAUUGCUUCAGCAUCUGGAAGAUUCCCUUCUCAGCGUAGACAUGAUUCUCGCAAUCGUAAGGGUCAACAAAAAUGCAAGAGUAGUGCCUCAAAGAAGAAAUGGCUUUGCUUUGGCCCUUAGACAAGGAUGAGGACAAACGUGUUCCAUGAUGCUAUAAUUAUUUAUUCUCAAUCUUAUUACUUUCCUUCUGAGGACACGGGUGAAGUAGAACGAAAUGAAAGAAAAAAAGAAAAAAAAAUAGGGCAGCAUGCUCUUCAACUCCUGGUUUAGCUUCUAGUUGUUUCAUGUAUUUGUGUUAUUUAUAAAUGCAACAUAUAUAUCCACAAACUAAUGUAAAUACAUGAAUCAAUGACAACUUUUUUGCUAAUGGAGUAAAGCAUAUUUGCCCACCAAAUUUUGUUGUU
Messenger RNA from Cajanus cajan (pigeon pea), 655 nucleotides. RefSeq names its product protein NOI4. The record is from RefSeq and is a predicted model, not a curated record. NCBI's taxonomy places the organism in Eukaryota, Viridiplantae, Streptophyta, Magnoliopsida, Fabales, Fabaceae. Gene Ontology annotation, cellular component: plasma membrane.